UUGCCAGCAUUUCUCUGGAGAUCCAAUCAAUUUAUAUCCAUGAGCUGCAGCGUGAGAAAGAAACCCUUAUUAUGUGUAACUUUGGAUAACGAGGACCUUCGCUCUCUUUGCUUGACAUUCUAGAAUGUAACCAUCUCCAGAUCCAGUCGCUAAUAGUAUUACUGACCGCAGGGGAUUUAAACGCAUGUAAGAGCCAGAACCCGCAGCCGAGACUCACAAUGGCCAAUGAACCGGUUAUACUAAAUGUGUACGACAUGUAUUGGAUCAACGAAUACACAUCUACUCUGGGAAUAGGGGUAUUCCAUUCAGGGAUCGAAAUCUAUGGCAGAGAGUUUGCUUACGGAGGCCAUCCAUACCCAUUUAGUGGGAUUUUCGAAAUCACGCCUGGCAGUGCCGUGGAGCUCGGAGAGACAUUCAAAUUCAAGGAAUCUAUUGCCCUUGGCACUACAGAUUUCACAGAGGAAGAUAUAGAUAACAUCAUGGAAGAGCUAGGGAAGGAGUAUAAAGGAAACGCUUAUCACCUAAUGCACAAAAACUGUAAUCACUUUUCGGCGGCGCUGGCUGAGAUGCUGUGUGGGAAGGAAAUCCCUCGCUGGGUGAAUCGGUUAGCCUACUUCAGCUCAUGCAUCCCAUUUCUUCAGAGCUGCCUUCCGAAGGAAUGGCUGACACCAGCAGCCUUGCAGAGUCACAUCACGCUUGGCCUCCAAAGAGAAGAACAGGGAGACACAACAGAUGAGGACUCACCAUCCACUUCGGCAGCCGCCCCAUCCGGAACGCGAACGUGCCGACACACCAGAGUUUAAAUGACAUCACGUGUCCCUUCGGACAAUCAUCGGACUGUUGGGUCCACAUGUUGUCGACACACAAUAAAACUGCAACUUCUUCGUAUGCAUUUUUACUAUUUUUCUUUUUUUCACAACAGAUAAUGAAUGCUACAUUUGGAAAGAGUCCACGUUAUUAUGCAACAAGAAAAGAA
Spea bombifrons (plains spadefoot toad) is the source of this 976-nucleotide messenger RNA. Its product is annotated as deubiquitinase DESI2-like. The record is from RefSeq and is a predicted model, not a curated record. NCBI's taxonomy places the organism in Eukaryota, Metazoa, Chordata, Amphibia, Anura, Pelobatidae. Gene Ontology annotation, molecular function: deubiquitinase activity. The transcript is spliced from 5 exons. The coding region runs from base 219 to 803 and encodes 194 amino acids. Gene Ontology annotation, biological process: protein deubiquitination.